AUCCUAACUUUUCUACCAUAGCGCAGGUUUGCAUUAAAACGACGUCGUCAGAAGUUGUAGCUACUAAUCAAAACUUCGUAUUGACAGGAAUCGACGAGCAACAGCAGGUACCUAAAAAUUCAUAAACGCCAGCUUCUCUUUCUUGUUCAGCUGUUGUGGUAGCGUCAAUUUAUGAUUACUUGCAGGUGAGGGAAGAAUGGUGUUAGUGUUAGCUCUCGGGGAUUUACACAUUCCCCAUAGAGCAUCUGAUCUACCUGCAAAGUUUAAGUCAAUGCUUGUUCCUGGCAAGAUCCAACAUAUCAUUUGCACUGGCAAUCUUUCUAUCAAAGAAGUUCAUGACUACUUGAAGACCCUUUGUCCUGAUUUGCAUAUUGCUCGAGGUGAAUAUGAUGAAGAGACGCGAUAUCCAGAAACCAAAACACUUACUAUUGGUCAAUUUAAGUUGGGACUUUGCCAUGGCCAUCAGGUUGUUCCAUGGGGGGACUUGGACUCACUAGCAAUGCUCCAGAGGCAGCUGGAUGUAGACAUACUUGUGACAGGUCAUACCCACCAGUUCACAGCUUACAAACACGAGGGCGGGGUUGUUAUAAAUCCAGGGUCUGCAACUGGUGCCUAUAGUAGCAUUACCUACGAUGUAAAUCCUAGCUUUGUCCUCAUGGACAUCGAUGGCCUACGUGUUGUGGUGUACGUAUAUGAGCUCAUUGAUGGAGAGGUUAAGGUUGACAAGAUUGAUUUCAAGAAGGCAAGUGCCACGACUCACUCUGCACAUUGAAGAUGCAGCUUACCAGCUUUGGGUUUGUAAUCUGUGUGAUCCACUAUGUGUUUAUGUUUUGAGUGGUGGAAGCAGCUUACUGAUCGACUAUAGUAUUAAUUUCUAGAAUUUCUUUUUAUUGUCCCCAUAGAAUUCAUGUUCUUCUUUCCCUGCCUCUGAAUUGUUAAAGCAUUUGUAUUUUUUUAAUUAGAUAAAUGUGAAUUUGAGUGGAAAUUAUGGUUUUGGAGCAA
Molecule: messenger RNA, 1002 nt
Organism: Ricinus communis (castor bean)
Lineage: Eukaryota; Viridiplantae; Streptophyta; Magnoliopsida; Malpighiales; Euphorbiaceae
Product: vacuolar protein sorting-associated protein 29
Exons: 4
Coding region: 197-772 (191 amino acids)
Biological process (GO): retrograde transport, endosome to Golgi; intracellular protein transport
Cellular component (GO): endosome; retromer complex
Source: RefSeq, a predicted model, not a curated record